CCCAGGCACGGAGCCGGGGGGGUGCCACAGGAGGAGCGUGGACGCACCGCGUGCGGGUAGUCGUAGGGAGCGCGGGUAGUCGUAGGGUGGCGGGUGUCUGCGCUCUGCUUCCGCGGGCUGCACACGGGCACAGCACGCGCGGGCUGCUGUAGCCACGAAUAGCCGGUGCUGGGGAGCCGGUGGGCGCGUGCACGCGCGCGCAUUGGCCUCCGUGUAAGUUUUUUUUGCGCGCCGCGUUGCGAGCCAAUUUCACGGCGACCCCUCAUCGCAUGGCAAACGGUGAGAAAUACAAUCGGACGGUCAGACGGGGGCUGUGGAGGGAUAACAUUGCGCGUCAUUCACGCACGCACACACGCACGCCUCGAGUGCAGGCUAUCGUGCGUGCGGUUUAGGUAAGGGACGACAGACGCAUGCGAAUUGGAUGAAUUGACAGAGCCAUCCGUCACACGCGCGCGGUCGAGAGACACGGAGGGAGGGAGAGCGAGAGAAAGCGAUCGACACCUCAGGGGACACGCAGAUCGCUUUUACGGUGACCGCCAGCGGCGAGUCGUGAACUGUGGAGCGUUGACCCCCGAGGCUGGGCGAAAGUUGGCAAAACCGCUGAAGUUUCACCGCGCCGGCCGCGACGAUCUCCGCGAGGCAUGGCCGAGUCGCCAGCGGCGCCGGGAGACGGUGGAGAAGCCAAUGGAUCAUCGUGCGGGGACGGAAUCACCCCCCGCGACCCACAGCAGCAGCCGCCGCCGCCAGCGCCGCACAGGCCCACAGACUUCUUCAUCGAGACCAUCCUCAGCCCCGAGUUCGGGCGACGGCGGAGCGCCGAUGCCGCCGGCGCUCCUGGUGUUGAUGCUGGCAGCGGCGGUGGUGGUGGUAGCGGUAGCAGUAGUGGUACAUUUGCCGGUCAGCGCGAUGCCUUGCGGGGGGUCUUGGCAGCCGGCUCGCUGGAAGCCGUGGGCGCGGAGGGUCGAGUUCCGUCCGUGGGGCUCGGCGAGAGAGACGGAGGCGCGCCGCCCGUGGGCUCUCCGGCCGGGGCCUGUGGAGUGGGCGCCGGGGCCGCUGCGGGCGCGGACGGGCAGCCUCCGAGCGGGGUCAAACCGCUCAUGUGGCCGGCUUGGGUGUACUGCACGCGGUAUUCUGACAGGCCUUCGUCCGGUAAGUGCCCGCGGAUCCGCAAGGCGAAGAAGCGCGCCGAGGGUGGCGGCUGCGAGCCCAAGCGGCCGCGCACCGCCUUCACACCGGAGCAGCUGUCGCGCCUCAAGGCCGAAUUCCAGGCGUCGCGCUACCUGAGCGAGGCGCGGCGCCAGGCGCUGGCGAGGGACCUGCAGCUGAGCGAGGCGCAGGUGAAGAUCUGGUUCCAGAACAAGCGCGCCAAGCUCAAGAAGGCGAACGGCGUGCGCAACGAACUGGCGCUGCAGCUGCUCGCGCAGGGCCUCUACAACCACUCCACCACGUCGCACGCGGGAGAAGGAGACCGUGACGAGAUGAGCGACUGAGCUGGCGAGCGAGCGAGCGAGCGAGCGACAGAGAUGGUCGAGAGAGAGAGAGGAGAUAGAGAGGACGGAGACCUUAAAACAAUCUCGCCACGGGACCCGCCGCGGGAACGCGGAGUGAGCGUGGUUGAGUUGUGAGAGCCAGCCUGGCCACCGAUGAAUGGAGGCGGACGACGGCUGCGCUUGGCAGCAGCAUGACACGACGGACAUUAUGAGAGCCAUUAGGGGGCUGCAA
Molecule: messenger RNA, 1722 nt
Organism: Lethenteron reissneri (Far Eastern brook lamprey)
Lineage: Eukaryota; Metazoa; Chordata; Hyperoartia; Petromyzontiformes; Petromyzontidae
Product: homeobox protein engrailed-1-B-like
Biological process (GO): regulation of transcription by RNA polymerase II; multicellular organism development; neuron differentiation
Cellular component (GO): nucleus
Molecular function (GO): DNA-binding transcription factor activity, RNA polymerase II-specific; RNA polymerase II cis-regulatory region sequence-specific DNA binding
Source: RefSeq, a predicted model, not a curated record